Molecule: messenger RNA, 1530 nt
Organism: Cyphellophora attinorum
Lineage: Eukaryota; Fungi; Ascomycota; Eurotiomycetes; Chaetothyriales; Cyphellophoraceae
Product: Meiotic sister chromatid recombination protein 1
Exons: 5
Coding region: 1-1530 (509 amino acids)
Source: RefSeq, a predicted model, not a curated record
AUGAGAUUCUCCCAGAUCCUCGUCGGGGCUCUGGCCACGACGGCUACCGCAAGCUCGUGGUUCGGCAAGGCUGCGUACAAUAAGUGGCAUGAGACCGAGCUCGAGCGUUGGCUCUCUGAUCAUAGCAUCCCAUAUCCCACCCCUGCCGAUCGGAAAGACCUGGAGAACCUCGUUAAGAGCAACUGGCAAUCCACCAUCGUCGACCCACUCGCUGCUGCUGGUGACAAGACUACCGACUCCUACGAAUCAGUCAAGGACUGGAUCUUCGACAGCUGGACUGAGUCGCAACUCAAAGCCUUUCUGGACCACAACAACAUUCCCGCUCCUCAGCCAAGAGCCCGUGAUUCGUACCUCACCAGCGCUCGUCAGAACUACGACAGCGUUGCGAAGAAGCUUGGCGAAUACUCCGCAUAUCCUGGUGAUUGGUUGUACUCUUCAUGGACCGAGUCGGACCUGAAAGAGUUCCUCGAUUCUCGUGGUUGGCCUGCCCCUCAGCCCUCGACUCGCGACAAGCUCAUCGCCUCUGUUCGCCGAAACUCCCGUCUUGCCUCUCUGAGCUUCCAAUCCGCGGCUUCCUCAGCCAGUGCCUCUGCUGAAUCGGCUCAGGCUAGCCUAAGCGAUGCGCUGUUUGAUGCAUGGUCCGAUUCGAAGCUGAAGGAAUUCUUGGAUUCGCACGGAGUUCCUGUACCACAGGGCAGCAAGAAGAAUGAGCUUAUCGCACUUGCGCGCAAGCACCGUGCUCAACUCACUGGCAACGAGGCCUCGUCUGUGUCCAGCGGCGCCGCUUCAGCCUAUGGAGCUGCCACAUCCUCAGCAGGCAACGCAUACGCCAAGGCCACCGAUAGUGCUUCGGCUGCGGCUGACGACGCUUUCUACAGCGUCGUUGACACCUGGGGAGAGUCUCGGCUCAAAGCGUUUCUAGAUGCCCGCGGCGUACCGGUACCACAAGGCAGCAAGAAGAACGAACUCGUCAAGCAGGUUCGCCUCAACAAGCACAAAGCUCAGUCCGGCUGGUCUGCGUGGACUUUCGAUACGUGGACAGUUGAUAACUUGCAGAAGUAUCUGAAGGCUCAGGGAAAGGACACCAAGAAAACUGCGAAGGCUUCCCGUGAUGACCUGGUCAAGCAAGCUCAGGACGCCUAUGCAUCAGCAUCUAAGACCGGCGGUAGCAACUACGCAUCUGCGACCAACUAUCUUGCCCAGCAGACCGAUGCUGCCAAGGACACCACCUUCGACACAUGGUCAGAGUCCGAGCUCAAGAAGUACCUUGAUGGUUACGGCAUCUCCAACUACCAAGGCACCACCCUCAAUGAGCUUCGCGCCGAGGCCCGCAAGCAGUACAACUACUUCAAAUACGGCACCUCGACUCCAUCUGGGACUAUCUACGAGCGCAUCAAGAGUGGUCUGUCAUGGGUUCUUGGAUACGUCUCCGGCCCUGUUCAGAGCGGCAGCGCUCAGGCGUCGAAGUCCGCCAGCUCGGCUGCUAGCAUUGCAUCCAAGCAUGCCUCAUCUGCCAAGUCUGAGUUGUGA